CAGAGCCAUUAGUUUUCAACUCUCUUUGCUACACUUUCCAUCUUACCGGGGAAUUCUCUCUUGGGUAUCUCUCCUCUUCUUAGCAAGAUGUCCACUACUGUCAGGCAAUACACCUCUUCCUGCUCCAGCAAGGGGGUCAUGAAUUUUGGCGGGGGCUCCUCUCGGCUUUCCUCCAUGCAUCUCGGAGGCGGAUGCAGACCUGGUGGAGCUAGUGGCAUCUCCUAUGUCUCUGGGGUUGGCAGCUCUCUUGGUGGUGGCUAUGGGGGAAGCUACUACAGCAGCAGCUUUGGAGGUGGCUUUGGGGGAGGCUUUGGGGGCGGCUUUGUAGUUGGUGGUGGGGACGGCCUCCUGGCCGGGGGUGAGAAGGAGACCAUGCAGAACCUGAAUGACCGCCUGGCCAACUACCUGGACAAGGUGCGUGCUUUGGAAGAGUCCAACACACUGGCGAAAGGCUGGGAGGGUAAGAUCAGAGAGUGGCAUGAGAGAGAAGCAGCAGCACCUGGUCCAAGACUUGACUACCCUAGCCCAUAUUUCAGGACCAUUGAAGACCUGCGGAGCAAGAUUCUUGCAGCCAGCGUUCAGAAUGCUAGCAUCCUCCUGCAGAUUGACAAUGCUAAGCUGACCGCUGAUGACUUCCGAACCAAGUAUGAGACAGAGGCAGUGCUGCGUGCGAGUGUGGAAGCAGACAUCAAUGGUAUGCGCAGAGUCUUAGAUGAACUCACCCUGUCCAGAUCUGACCUGGAAAUGCAGCUGGAAAAUCUGCAGGAAGAGUUGGGUUACCUGAAGAAGAACCAUGAAGAGGAAUUGACUGUACUCCGAAGCCAGCUGGGGGGAGAAAUCACUGUGGAAAUGGAUGCCGCUCCUGGAGUGGACCUGACCAAGAUCUUGGCGGAGAUGCGUGAACAGUAUGAGGCCUUGGCGGAGAAAAACCGCAAAGACGCUGAGCACUGGUUCUUUACCAAGACCGAAGAGCUGAACCGUGAAGUUGCCAGCAACACCGAACUGUUGCAGAACACCAAGACGGAGAUCACAGAAAUGAGGCGUACCAUCCAAGGCUUGGAAAUCGAUCUCCAAGCCCAGCUUAGUAUGAGAGCGGCAUUGGAAGGCACCCUGGCUGAAACAGAAGCCCGCUAUGGCACCCAACUCGCCCAGAUCCAAGUUCUGAUCACUGGUGUGGAGGAGCAGCUGGCGGAACUGCGGUGUGACAUGGAGCGUCAGAACCACGAGUACAAGGUUCUCCUGGAUGUCAAGACCCGCCUGGAGCAGGAAAUCUCCACCUACCGUCGCUUGCUAGAGGGAGAAGACUUUCACUUUUCUUCCCAGUACUCACAUGGCAAACAAGCACUCUCAACCACCCGUCAAGUCCGCACAAUUGUUGAGGAGGUCCAAGAUGGAAGGGUGAUCUCAAGUCAUGAGAAGGUCCAUGUAUCUGGCCAUUAAACCUGCAGGCUGCCCUGCCUGUCCCUGGAUAUGACCUGCUUUCCCCCUUCACGUGAGGUGUUCCUUUUUUGGUGUUCAGGAUCCCACUUGCUUCCUCAGCACCCAGAUUUCCACAAAUCUCCAAUAAAGCUUUUUCUACAUUUCAUGCAUUCAAA
Sphaerodactylus townsendi is the source of this 1595-nucleotide messenger RNA. Its product is annotated as keratin, type I cytoskeletal 14-like. Gene Ontology annotation, cellular component: keratin filament. The record is from RefSeq and is a predicted model, not a curated record. NCBI's taxonomy places the organism in Eukaryota, Metazoa, Chordata, Lepidosauria, Squamata, Sphaerodactylidae. Gene Ontology annotation, molecular function: structural molecule activity.